AUGACCACGACCAGCUUCCUCGGCGGCGUGUCACGCACCAUCAACGUCUCAUACAUCCGCGCCGUGCCGUUAAACACAAAAGUCCACAUCAGCGCCAGCGUCGCACAACACGGGCGCACGAUGGCGCUGAUCCGCGGCGAGAUGACGAGUCCGGACGGCAAGCGCAUCUACGCGACGUGCGAGCACCAUAAAGUGCAUGUGCCGCCGACGGCGAGCAUCGACGAGUUGAGAGCGGGCCUGCAGGACGAGGUGCGCCGUCGCGGAGGCGAUCGCUCGUUCCUCGAUGCGCCGCUUGCGGAUGUUAAGGGCUCGGGGAGUCGGGUCACGGGGAAGUCGAAUCUGUGA
Molecule: messenger RNA, 345 nt
Organism: Exophiala bonariae
Lineage: Eukaryota; Fungi; Ascomycota; Eurotiomycetes; Chaetothyriales; Herpotrichiellaceae
Exons: 2
Coding region: 1-345 (114 amino acids)
Source: RefSeq, a predicted model, not a curated record